This is a messenger RNA of Carassius gibelio (silver crucian carp), 8944 nucleotides long. Its product is annotated as BTB/POZ domain-containing protein 7. The coding region runs from base 556 to 3789 and encodes 1077 amino acids. The transcript is spliced from 11 exons. Gene Ontology annotation, molecular function: protein binding. Gene Ontology annotation, biological process: morphogenesis of a branching epithelium. The record is from RefSeq and is a predicted model, not a curated record. NCBI's taxonomy places the organism in Eukaryota, Metazoa, Chordata, Actinopteri, Cypriniformes, Cyprinidae.
UAGAUGGCGUAGCGACAUUGCUAACCGAAUACUUGACAGCCCUCCCCUCAUUGUUUUACUGAAUAAGAGGAGGAUACAGCACUACAUGUAAUACUUGCUAAUAGCAAACUGAAAGCGAAGAGCACAGACUCUAUUUGAGCUGUUUUGUUUUUGAACGAGCCGAGUAGAGUAAUGUAGGACGGAUGGUGUAACGAAAAAGUACUAGCAGCCUGCUAGCGCUUAACAUAUGUGUUUGUAUGUCUCUCUCUGUGUGUGUAUGUGUGUGUGGGACGAGCAGAGGCUUUUUUUUCUCAAUUACACUCUACGAAAGAAAAGUGCGAAAGAAUUUCCUCGGCUAAACAAAUAUCAGGAGUCAUUGACUUGGAUUUAGGCUCGUUUUAUGAGCAAGAAGAGAAGAGAGGAGCAGUAAACUUGACUCAGGAAUGACGGACAUGGCUGCAGUGUCGCCAACAUUCAUACAGGUCUGAUUGAGCAGAGCCGUGAGCUCUCAGUGUGUCAGCGCUCCGAUGGAAUGAUCCAGCAGGGUGACUAAGAGGAGGAAGAAGGGGGGAGAGGAUGGGUGUGAAUGCCUCCAGCUACCCUCACUCGUGCUCCCCUCGGUUCGGGGGUAACCCACAGACCCAGCAGACCUUCAUAGGCGCCUCCUAUGCACCACAGGGUUAUGGCGGCGAGUCCAAGCUCUACAGCCUAGAACAUGGCCCUGAAAAACCUCAGGACAAAAAGAAAAAGAGCUCCGGUUUGGCCACGCUCAAAAGGAGAUUCAUUAAGCGACGCAAGUCCAGUCGGUCUGCCGAUCAUGCGCGGCAGAUGCGCGAGCUCCUUUCGGGGUGGGACGUGCGCGACGUCAAUGCCCUGGUGGAGGAAUAUGAUGGCACGGCAGCACUCAAAGAGCUCAGUCUGCAGGCGGGCCUGGCCCGCCCUGAGGCUCGCACCCUGCAGCGUGAUUUAGCCAACCUUUAUCAGCACAAGUACUGCACUGAUGUGGACCUGAUCUUCCAGGAUUCCUGCUUCCCAGCACACCGAGCCAUUCUGGCUGCCCGCUGCCCAUUCUUCAAGACCCUGCUUUCGUCGUCGCCAGGUUACGGGGCAGAGGUGUUGUUGAAUGUUGGGACGGCAGGCAUGGAUGCGCCCAUGUUCUCCUCGUUGCUGCAUUACCUCUAUACAGGUGAGCUAGGAUCAGAGGACGUGAGGUUGCAGAAUGUUGAUGUGCUGGUCAGACUGAGUGAGGAGUUCGGUACGCCCAACUCCUUAGAAGGCGACAUGCGAAACCUCUGUGAGCACAUGGCGUAUUUUGACUCGCUGCUGAGCUUCUCCUCGGACUCUGAGCUGGUUGAGGCUUUCGGAGCAGGUGGACCUGCUCCUAGUGGCAUGGGAGGUGGAAACUCAGGGGUGAACCUCAGCUCUCCUGACGAGGAGCUAAGGGCCCACAAGGCCGUGCUUUCAGCCCGCUCGCCAUUCUUCCGCAACCUGCUGCAACGACGCAUCCGCUCGGGGGAGGAGAUCACUGAGCGAACUCUCCAAACCCCUACCCGUAUUAUCCUCGACGAAUCCAUCAUUCCCAAGAAAUACGCCUGUGUGGUCUUGCACUGCAUGUACACAGAUGCGGUGGAUCUUUCACUAGUGCUGCGCGGGAGCCCUUCUGAAGGCAGUCUGGGUGAAGUUCAGGCGCUGGUGGCUGGGAGAGGGUGCAUGAGUCGGGCCGAAGAGGCCAUGGAGCUCUACCACAUCGCCCUCUUCUUGGAGUUCAGCAUGCUAGCUCAGGGCUGUGAAGACAUUGUGGCAGACAGCAUCUCGCUGGACUCUGUGGUGGCCAUCCUGAAGUGGAGCUCACAGCCUUACGGCUCCAAAUGGGUUCAUCGGCAGGCCAUGCACUUCCUGUGCGAGGAGUUCAGCCAGGUCAUGACCUCUGACGUCCUCUAUGAGCUUAGCAAGGAGCACCUGCUGGCGGCCAUUCAGUCUGAUUACCUGCAGGCAAGUGAACAGGACAUCCUCAAGUAUGUUGUAAAGUGGGGCGAACACCAGCUCAUCAGGAGGAUGGCCGAUAGAGAGCCUAACCUGUUAAGUGGUACUGCACAUAGUGUGAAUAAACGUGGCGUGAAAAGAAGGGAUCUGGACCUGGAAGAGCUUAAAGAGAUACUGUCUCCGCUGCUGCCUUUUGUCAGAACCGAGCACAUAUUACCAACCAACAGUGAGGUCCUCUCCGAUACUAUGAAGAGGGGUCUGAUCAGCACCCCUCCCUCUGACAUGCUGCCCACAGCAGAGGGAGGCAAAGCCAACGCCUGGCUCCGGCAGAAGAGUGCUGGCAUUUACGUUCGCCCACGGUUAUUUUCUCCUUAUGUAGAGGAGGCCAAGGUGGUUUUGGAGGAGAUGAUGGUCGAGCAGACUGACCUGGUUCGGCUGCGCAUGGUUCGCAUGUCCAAUGUACCCGACACACUCUACAUGGUAAACAAUGCCGUCCCCCAGUGUUGUCACAUGAUCAACCACCAGCAAAUGGCUGGCAGCCAGACCGCUCCACCGUCUGUGGUUGCUAAUGAGAUACCAGUGCCCAGGUUGGCAGUGGUGAAGGAAAUGAUCCGUAGGCUGCAGGAGCUGCGUCACACAGACCAGGUGCAGCGAGCAUAUGCUCUGAACUGUGGUGAGGGCGCCACAGUCAGCUACGAGCUGCAGAUCCGUGUGCUUCGAGAGUUUGGCCUACCAGACGGGGCUGCAGAACUCCUACAGAAUCCGCACAAAUUCUUUCCUGAGGAGCGUUUUGGAGAUGAGAGUCCCGUCCUGGCCUUACGGCAGUCAGGUCGCUGCCGGGUCAACAGUACCCCAGCUGUGGAGAGCAUGUUCACCGACCUGGAGGCUCUGGUGGGCUUCCGCCCCCCUCUGCCCCCUCCUCCUCCACCCUACCACCCCCCAGCCACACCGGGCCAUAGCCAGCAGCAGUAUAAAACGGGCUGGAGACCUCGUGUCCCCACCCAACCUCCCUCCAGAUCUUUCUCCUACCCCUGCAAUCAUGCACUCCUUCACAGGCAACCCUCUUCCAAGAUGACCAGCCCAGCCUACCCCCCAGGAGCCAAGCCCCUGCCCCCAGACUGCACUAAUGCACAGGGGGGGAGGAAUCUUCAUCCUGACAAGAAAAUGCAGAACAUGGAGCCUGUUAUCAACGAGUUCAUGCCGGACAUCGCCAUGGGUGUUUCAGCAAUGAGCCUGAAGGAGCGGCGCCUUCCGGAGGUCUCCAUGGAGGUAGAGAGUCACGAAGCCCACCCUCACAUUGCUACAGCUCCUCCCAUCUCCCACAGCUACUCGAGUCGUCACCCGCACUCUUCCCGUAAGCGACAUGCAGCCGAACCCAAGCCCGAUGGCCCACAGCCUGACUUCCCAGAUCUCUACGAGUUCCCAGGCCGUCACGUGCCUCCCUACAGUGGACCGGACCUCUAUAUCCACGGCCGUCAGGCAGGUGGUGGAGCACCACCUCCGUCCUACUCCGAGGCUUCAGAAUCCCUCCGCCUGGAUGUUCUGGAACAGCCUCCGCAGAGACUUGGCUUGGCAAUCGUCUCACAAGGGGGCGUUGCACAAGCUGUGCAGAGGUCAUGGCCCUUAAAUGAGACGGACCUCACCUGUGGGCUUGGCCCCUCCACAGAACAGUAUGAGGAAUGGCCCAUGGGCCGCCGGCCUGCACCAGAAGGAAUGGGGCUGAGCUUAGGAGCGAACGUUGGGUCUGGGGACGAGGGAGGGUUAGGUACCCGAGACCGUAGGUCACCCAGCAAACCUGAAUACCCCUACAGAAAGUCUGCUCUCUGACCCCUGAUUAAAAAGAGACUUAGGACUGAUUUAAAUGCUAAAUGUAAGCUAACAGGUAAGGCACCAGCAGUCCUGCACUUUGUGUUCUUUCGAGGGCCGACAGUAUCUUGAAGUGAUGAACACCCAUAAGCUACGUGAGUGACUGCUUUUCCGAAGACUCGAGGGAGAUGUUCUGUUAACUGCUCUGGGUAGGUAGAGGAAGAGGAAGAAGAGCUUGGUUUGGUUGUGUGCACCCUGGAAAAAGGUUAAAAAUGCUAAUUAUUUUAAUCUGAGAGGUCCAAGGACUUCAUUCGACAGCCCUGAAAUGUAUUUCUUUGUUCUGUAUAACCAGGUUCUCAGAUUUCCCUCACAUGCUGCAUAUUAAUAUACAGAUAUCACAGUAUAUUUCUUUAACCGUCAUGUCCCAGAUCAGACUGAGAUGACUGGAGAAAUAUACAUUCAUCUGGAUGCACAGAUUUCAUUCCUUGGGAGUAAAGUAAAAAACAAAUAUGAAGGCACUAAGUUGCAAGAUCAUUAUUUUGUCUAGUCCUUGACAAACAGCUCCUUCUUCAUUUGAGGGCAGAGUGGCAGUAAUAGUUUGCGUAAUCUGCUGCAGAUGCUGGCUUUUACAUUAGCCUGUGCAAUUUAAAAGCUGAGAUGAAACACAAAAAAGAAAACAAAUGAAAUCCCCUGUCUCCUAUGAGGCAAUUUAUCAGCCAUUGCAUUGGCACAGAUGCACCAUUGAAUGUGAAUGGGGCUUCGUUUUAGCAUGUUCCAAAACUCAGAUCUGCAAGAUUUAUUCCAGUGUAUUUGACUUUAAAAAACUAUCUGUCCUCUCUAACAAACAUUUGGCAUCCUCUUUUGCAUUCAGAUUCUCUUUCCAAGGCUGCAGUUGGUGGCAUUACAGAGAGACUGCAAAUAUGGGUUGAUCAUUAUCAGCCUCGUUCUCUAGAACUGUACAGGACGUGCAACCAAACCAACCUUACACCGCAUCCUCUGUCUUCUGGUUCUGUAGGAUGGCAGCAGUCCAUGGCUGGGAGUUCAGUAGCUUUUCUGCGCUGCUUCUGUCAGCAGAUGACCAACAAUUAUGAUGUCAUGAACAGGCUUUGCAAAAAAAACUGAAUUCUGUGUUAGUGUCUUGGACACAAGGAUUUAGAGUAUGGACUUUUGAUUUGUUACGCAACUCUUUAAGAAACAAUAUCCUACACACUGCUGCACACCAUACCUUAUAGAUGAAGUGACUUAUUUUAAGCUUUUUUAACAUAUGAAAUACUUGCAUUCUUAAAUAAUUGUGCAAUAGUGCAGAUUUUUUCAUUUUAAAUAUUCAUUUUGCUUGCUUCUUCUUACAACCUUUCUCAGAUUAUACUGACACAGCAAAUAUGCAGGCUAGUUCACCCAAAAUGCUAAUUCACCCUCAUGCUGUUCCAAACUCUUUUUUUUUCUCUCUAUAGAACACUAAAGAAGAUAUUUUUAAGAAGGUUUUUUUCUCCAUACAGUUAAAGUCAGUGGGGUCCAAAAACAUCAACAUUGGAUUGCACCCUAUUGGCUUUUUUGUCUGGACCAAAAAGCCUUUAAACAUUUGUUCGAAAUAUCUUUUGUGUUGUGCAGAGAGAAAAUAUAUCAAACAGGUUUGAAAUGACAUCAGGGUUAGUGAAUGUUGAAAGAAUUAGAAUUUUGGGUGAACUAUCACUUUAAGAUGAUCAACAAUAGCCUUUCCCCACAAGUGAUGAUGGUACUGUAUUCUCACACACUCUCUUUAAAAUUAUUAUAUAAGAAAUUCUUGUUCUGUUAGACUGGAUGGGAUCUCUGUUGAAUAUCCAAACGAUCCUCAGCUGUAUCCAUCCCAGAUUUUUCACUUUGAGUGCUUCUUUCUUUGGAGCACAAGAAGCGUUUUAUUGGUUGAAAGCACAACAUACUGAGAAAUACGAAGAAUGUCAUUUUAUAUCUUGCCAGAUAAAAGUGCUCAGACAAUUUAUACGCUGGUAAAAGGCUUGAGUUUCAGUUUUCAGUUGUGUUAUUUUACUUUUAAGAACCCACCAUUAGACCAAAGAUGAGUUUGGGAGGAUGUUUGUGUUGCUUGGUGAAUAUCUAAAGCAUUUUAUUUUAUCUACCGCAAAUUGAACUGAAACCCUUGGGUUGAGAUUGAUGUUUGUUAAACAGACUCUUUGGUGACAUUUAUCAUCGAUUGAUUUUAUUGAUCUCUCCGCAGGCACUUUGACUUACUGAGUUGGCCUUAAGAGUUGUAGGUUUACUGCUGUAUCUGUAGUUACGGACUUAAGACCUUCCCUUGGGCAACGCAGUUCUCCGUCUUAAAACGCCUACGAUCUUCUGUGCCAGAGAGACUCUACCUCUGACCAGCUCCUCUCAACAUAUUUUAGUCAAUUUGAUUUUCCUUCUUUAUAUUCUUAUCAACGUAUUCAGACCUCUUGAGCCUGACCUUGAGCAUCCAUCAUUGAGGGACCAGAACCAACAGCUGGAAAUACUUUUUUCUUCACUUUCUCACAUAUUUUUGUAAAGUUCCUCAUCUUCUUUCCUUACACUUCCUGUUUUAUGAGACUAAACAAAAACCGCACAGUUAAGAUGUUUGUGCAGAAGGUGAGGAUGAUGCCAUCUUGCAUGAUAAUGAACUCAAUCUACAGUUACUAUCACAGGUGUUAUUAUGGCAGUAAGCAUGUGUUAUUCUCCAUCUACCCUUGGUCGUUUUUCAGAAAUGUUAGCUGCCUGAUGCAGUUGCAGUGCAAUGAACGGGUCCUUCUGGACUCCUACUGCAGCCCACCUCUUGAGUCAAGCCUGAAAGAGUCAUGAACCCUGAGUGGGAGCGCUCCAGUUCACCGUCCCACAAAGCUUCAGAGGGUCAGAUGCAACGCAGACCCUAGCUAGGGUGCUAGUGAUCUCAGUUGAAGUCGUCUGAAUCUUAGUAGGAGGCUGUCUUUGAAUCUCAAGGAUGUAGCUCUUCAGUCCCUGUUGCAAAUGGUUAAACCUUUUCAUUGGUGUAUAACAAACUUCAAAAUAUAUGAGACUGAGCUUUCAGUAAAGUAUCUGUGGUUCUCUCAAAAUGCAAUGCAUCGCAGCCUACUUAAAGGCUAUUUUCCAUGACCUCAUUCCACAGCAAAAAGAGGACGAGUGAACCGAUUUACUAAACAUAUUUAUUUAGAAUAAAGAUAUUUUACCAUGGAUUUGUUCCACAGAGCAAGUUUCUCACUCAUAAACUUCAUUUUACCUUGUGGAUCCUCCAGGUUUCAUGUCAGCAUGAGGACAACAUCUCAAUCUACCUGUCACUUGAGUUGUUUUAUCACCAGCUCACACGUUCUCCUUUUGAUGUGUCAGAAGCUCUUGUCAAAAGCGCAAUCACUUAAAUUCUGUGUUGACUUUCUAACGCAGUAUUUUUGAGCUGUGGGUCCAUCCCUCUUUACCAAUGCCAUUUUGAAUCAUGACAAGCAAAGACCUUUCGGUGUGAUAUUUCUCGUGUUUUUUUUUUUUUUUUUUUAGUUUUUUUUAUUUCCUGUUUUUUUUUUUUUUUUUUCUGUUUUUAUGUAACAGUUGCAUGUUCUGAUUUUCCAAGCGACUGUUACCUGCAUCUCCGAGCACGGAGUAACUGGCAUCAGCACUUCUCUUCGAGGCAGCCAAGAGGAGAUCUGAGGUCUGUCAUGUCGUUCUAGAGAAUCACACUCUCUGCGUAACCAUGACCCAAAAUCGACAGAUGGAUAUUUAGGCCUACUGCUGCUACUCAAAGAUUUUCCUGCCAGCUGAGAACAUUAUUUCUUGACGUCAAUGCCUAUCCCAGCGAUCCUGUCCCAUCUAGACCCAGCCAUGCCUUAAUCUUAAGGGGGAGGUUAGGAAAACUCCUUGGAUCGCCUUCGCCUCUGCUAUACUCAGGCCAUUUUGAACUGCUAAGAAGUCAUUUAUUUCAUGUUAUAAAACACCAAUCAGAUCAUUUUGAGGGUGUGUUCUGAAUGCUGCAGAAGCCAAUGCACAGUUUGAGGGUAUUAUUUUGCAUUUGAGAUGCACACUGACCUCAUAAUUAAUACAUUUUUUUCACAGAUGCUAUUUGUGGUCAUUUGGGUUUUGUCAGAUUUGUGGGUUGCUUGCCUGAGAGACUGUUAGGGAAUGAAUUGGAAAUGCAUUUGAGUUUGUCCUGAGUCUGUCCUGUAGAACUGAACUGGCACGGUGUUUGAGGUUAAUUUUUCAUCGCUUAAGAAUACUGGGUUCGUUUUGGAGGGAAUGAUUUUGGCCACGAAUCCUGACAUCAACUUAAACUGAGAAAGAAAAAAGCUAGAACUGAUGAAGGUACCCAUUGCACUAAAUUUUUUGAUGGUGAUGUGUGUAACGUUUGUUGUGGAAUAGCGCCCUCUGUUGGCUCUAUUGAUUUAUUUUGACUGAAACCUCUGUUCAUUCAGUUUUAGAUUUACAGCCGAGUCAUUUGUCUUGAAAGUUCAUUCCUAAUCCUUUUGGUAUAUUUGCAUGGCAUUGCAUUAUUUAUCUCCAAAGUGCCGCAAGGCUAAACUGAACUGAAGGUUUGUGUUUUGGAUGUGUGAGGGGCAAGGGAAGUUGUGUUUGUAGACUUCGCAGUCGAGAUCUCCAGGUUCUCUUGUUCCAUCUCUCUUAUGGAGAUGAUUCAGUGCCUUCCCUGCCUGAGGCUGGGCUUCCACCUCACUCCUUUUGUCUUAUGCAAGCCCUUUCUACAAACCUCUGUUAAACCGUCUCUUUGUAAUACUGUAGCCAACGCAUAGUGUGCAUAAUGUUUAAUUUGUCCUUUUUUUUUUUUCUUCAAAAGAUAUUUUUCAAGAUUUUUGGUACCUUUGAUCACAGGCCUCAGAAAUACGGUGUUUUGUUGUAUGUAAAAUGUAAAGGUUUUUUUAUAAAUAUAUAUAAAACCUGCGAUAUCUAUUUGAGACGUGUGCAUGUGCAUAUAUUUGUGUGUAUGUGUGUGUCUAUAUAUAUAUAUAUAUAUAUAUAUAUAUAUAUAUAUAUAUAUAUAUAUAUAUAUAUAUAUAUAUAUAUAUAUAUAUAUAGACACACACACACACACACAUGCACACAAAAAAAAAAAAGCAUUCUUUUGUGGAGUUGUGGAAAGUGUCUAUUUUUCUAUUCUUUUCUUUGGCCGGUGUAGUUAUGAACUUUCCUCUGCAAUUAGGUGACUAAUGUCUUGGAAAUAAAUAGAUUUGAGUUAUAA